AUGAAGGAUAGAGUUGAUGGGAAAUAUCUAAAGCGUCACAAUGAAUCCACCUUCACUGGAGAAACAGAAGCGGGGUGCAUUGUCAAGUGCUUGUUCUACAGUCCCAACCACUACUGUCAAUCAGUCAAUUAUUUCCCCGCGACUCAAACCUGCCUGACCAGCACGUCGACUCAUCAUCAACACCCAGAAGACCUUGUGUAUGAAGCAGGAAGUGUGUACCUCGGGACCAAGAACGACUGCGUUGUUGGUUCAUGCCCAAGUAACCGAAUGUGCAAAGCCGACUUCGUGAAUGAAGGAUUUUCAUGUGUUUUUUUAUUUACUCCAGACAAGCCCUGCUUCUCUAGCCCGUGCAGUAAUGGCAGUAUUUGUAACAACACACAAGACGGUAAAAACUAUACGUGCACUUGUUUGCCUGGACAUACGGGAAGACACUGUGAAAGAGUUAAUGAGAACUGUGCAACAAUUCUUUCUCGUGGUUCGAACACAAGCGGUGUGUAUACAGUGGAUCCUGACGGCAAAGGUGCAUUCCAGGUCUUCUGCGACCAGGAAACUUCCGGCGGGGGCUGGACUGUGUUCCAGAGACGCGAAGAUGGCUCAGUUGACUUCUAUCGAAACUGGACCGAGUACAAGCACGGGUUUGGUGACCUUCAGGGAGAGUUUUGGCUAGGACUGGAAAAAAUCUACAGGCUGACCAAUGUGACCAUUAACGAGCUGAGAGUGGACUUGGGGGACGCAGAGGGCAGUAAAACAUACGCUCAGUACGGGUACUUUGCAACAGCAGCGGAGUCCGACAAAUACCGUAUUAGUGUGGCUUCGUACUUUGGUACUGCUGGAGAUUCCUUCGUAGAGUGGCAUAACAACGCGGCAUUUUCAACCCAAGACAAAGACAAUGACCAGAAUGGAGAUGAGAACUGCGCUGCUAAGUUUAAAGGAGCGUGGUGGUUCACUGAUUGCUUUUCCUCACAUCUUAACGGCAAAUAUCUCAACGACAGUACCUCGUAUGGAGAAGGAAUUAUCUGGAGUGAAUGGAAGGGUCAUUAUUUGUCUUUAAAGCGAACAGAGAUGAAAAUAAAGCCACGAGGAUAACCUAAAUAAGUCUUCAAACAAUCCCCAACUACCAAAGGCAACCCAAAGACGACGGCUAUCAUCAGCGCGCUACCGCUUCAUCCCGCGCAACAAACACUCUU
Molecule: messenger RNA, 1187 nt
Organism: Nematostella vectensis (starlet sea anemone)
Lineage: Eukaryota; Metazoa; Cnidaria; Anthozoa; Actiniaria; Edwardsiidae
Product: ficolin-2-like
Exons: 7
Coding region: 1-1086 (361 amino acids)
Source: RefSeq, a predicted model, not a curated record